Fomitopsis serialis is the source of this 1679-nucleotide messenger RNA. RefSeq names its product cytochrome P450. Gene Ontology annotation, molecular function: iron ion binding; oxidoreductase activity, acting on paired donors, with incorporation or reduction of molecular oxygen; monooxygenase activity. Lineage: Eukaryota; Fungi; Basidiomycota; Agaricomycetes; Polyporales; Fomitopsidaceae. Bases 1 to 1470 code for a protein of 489 amino acids. The transcript is spliced from 12 exons. The record is from RefSeq and is a predicted model, not a curated record.
AUGUUCGACCUCAUCGCCCUGUGUCUCAUCUCCAUUCUCGUAUACACAUUCAGUAGGAACAGAAGGCAAUCCUCAACUCCUCCGGGCCCCAGAGGUCUCCCCUUCUUAGGCAAUGCACUACAGAUUCCCAAAGAAUGUAGCUGGCUCGCGUUCGCAGAAUGGGCUAAAAUAUACGGCCCUGUCAUGCACGUGCAUGUGAUAUCGAGUUCAAUCAUCGUAUUGAGCUCCCGUGAGGCCAUCUCCGACCUUCUUGAGAAGAAGAACGCCAUGUAUUCGGAUCGUCCCGUUAUUCCCAUGGCUGGAGAACUGGCUGGUUUCGGAAAAUAUACCGCGAUGUUGCCGUAUGGACAACGGCAUCGCGAAGGGCGUAAGCUAAUUCUCGGUACUGUCAAUGCCCGCAAAGCACCAGAACUACAUGCAAUCCAAGAAGCGAAGGCGGCUGAUUUUGUGUCAAGGCUAACUCGGAACCCAUCCGAGUUUCGACCGCAUCUCCGUUGGCUUCUUGCAAGCAUCGUACUCCAGAUCACCUACGGAAUCAACGUGGACAGCUAUGAUGACGCCUAUGUUCGCGCAGUCGAAAUAGUAUUGAAUGAUUUCAGUGAAGUAACGGCUCCCGGCGCAUACCUCGUCGAUGGACUUCCUUUCUUGAAGUAUAUACCUGAGUGGUUUCCGGGGGCAUCGUUCAAAAGAAUAGCAAGGGAGGCCAAUGAACGGGCUUCCCAGCUAGUAGUCAAUUUAUACAAGGUAUCACGAGAACAAAUGGACCAUGGAGCAGCCACGCCAUCGUUCGUGGCAGAUAUACUUGCAUACAAUCCCAGCCCGACACCUGAAGAGGAGGAUCUGUACCAGCAGGUGUCAGCUCAAUUUUACGGUGCUGGCUCGGACACAACAGUCUCGUCGCUUCUCUCUUUCUUCCUCAUCAUGGCUCAACAUCCUGAAAUUCAACGGAAGGCGCAAGCCGAAGUGGAUGCCAUCGUCGGCGACCGACUACCCAAAUGUAGCGACUGUAAGGACAUGCCUUACCUCGAAGCGGUGCUCAAGGAGGUCCAUCGAUGCAACCCUGUAGUGCCCUUAGCCUUGCCGCAUCAUGUACGCCGUGAAGACGUUUACGCGGGCUUUCGCAUCCCCGCUGGUUCCACAGUCAUAGCAAACACAUGGGCUGUGCUCCACGACCCAGCCUUGUAUCCUCGUCCCGACGAAGUCAUCCCAGAGCGAUAUCUCGGCAAACCUGACGAACACCCCGACUUGAACCCAGACCCUCGAGAUUUCGCCUUUGGCUACGGAAGACGGGUUUGUCCCGGACGGAUGCUUGCCGAAGACACCCUUUUCAUAGUUGCGGCGUCCGUGCUCGCGUCAUUCAACAUCAGCGACGCUGUUCCUCUAGAGGGAGAAACGAUCGAGUAUCGCGGCGGUGUUCUAAGUCACCCCGACGAAUUCACAUGCAACAUUACUCCUCGCCGUGUAGUGUAAAGGAACGAUGAACCGCAUACAUACCUUCUGCGCUCAAUACGUCGUCUUACGCUGUGUCCUACGUCAUCUUGACCUACUAGUCCUCACUGCAUAAGCAAGACUGGUUUGAACCAUCGACAGAAGACUUGUAUUUGCAGGCCGAUCUCGUGUCGCUUCCGCUCAUGUCACACACUCGAGCAGUCCAUGAUUCUCCCAUGGGCGUUUGUCAU